AGCAGGUCCGAUACCAAAACAAGUACCAAUAAUCUGUUAUCGGUACCAUUAAAACAGUAGUCCUUCAAGAUGGCGGUCUGGCAGACGGUUCAAAACGAAGCGGAGAUUUAUAAAGUGAUUUCCUCGGUUUAUUCAGGUGAAGGAGGCUGUUACUGUCUGCCUGGCACUUGGCACUCUUCACCGUUCUGCUUUCCGUCUGGAGUGCCACGGGGCCAACAGUGAGUGCCGGGCAGCUGACGGUGGACCUGGUAAUUACCUGUGAGAAGGUGGGCACCACCCAGCCCCUCUGACCACAGCAGCAAAGACCAGUGCCAUGUCUUGCCUGCCCAGUGCCUUGCUGUCAUGCAGACCCUCUCAUAGAAAGUGAGCGACAUAACCUCCUGACUGAGCUGGUCCAGGAGGUGGUGGUCCUGCAAUGCCUAUGAGCGAUGGGACAACAACCAAAUCCCUGGCCACAGCUGCGCUACCUCACCUCCCACACAACAGAGGAGGACGUGCUAGUCUCACUUGGGGCCUUGGAGCUGGAGAACACAAAGGAAGAACAAACAACAGCAGACCUGAUGGAUCUUACGAGGCUGUUUGUGACAAGCUACACUAACUAUCUAAUCAAAGGUGGAAGAUGAAGGACAGCAAGAUGAAGAAGCGUCUCUCAGCCCUUCCUCUCGGGUGCCGGCUUUGUCAAACUCUUCAUGGAAAUUUGUGACCUGCCGACCACUGUGCUGCUGAUCAAGCUUGUGGAGGAGGGAGACAGUGCGAUGGGCACAGUCAUGCUGCUCAGCUUUCUCAAUGCUUGGAAGGUCCAGGAGCCGUCCAGCUGCCCCGGAGAGCCCAGCGACCACACCCUGCAAGACAGCCUGCUCAUCCUGGGACACACAGCCUCACCCUUCAGGCAGGAGACUGACGGGAUGAGAACAACAACAACAACAACAACAACAACAACAACAAGAGGAGGAGGGGGAGGAGGGUGGUACACAGGAGUGACUGAGUGUGUGGUGUGUCGCUUGCAGAGACAGCGCAGGCGGACCAAGACGCCCGAACCUUCAGAUGUUCGUUCAGCCGUUCGAUUCUGCCGAGGGAAAGAAGUCAUGUUAGUCAACUCUGAUGACUUGUACAUCUCUGUGGACUCUACUCUGCUAGGGACUGUUUUGUAAGCCAGUCACGGAAGAUGUGAACUGAAUCUGUACUAUGAAGUCUUAUAAAUAAAGUUA
Eriocheir sinensis (Chinese mitten crab) is the source of this 1208-nucleotide messenger RNA. RefSeq lists its product as uncharacterized. The transcript has 9 exons. The record is from RefSeq and is a predicted model, not a curated record. The coding region runs from base 690 to 1151 and encodes 153 amino acids. NCBI's taxonomy places the organism in Eukaryota, Metazoa, Arthropoda, Malacostraca, Decapoda, Varunidae.